AUGCUCAUGAUGAGCUUGAUCGAGGAUGGCAGAUCUUCCAAGACGGACAUCAGUUUUUUCGUCCUCGGAGCAGCUACGACCAUUACCUGGGACAGCAUCUAUAUGUCGGUGUCCUACUUUCAACAAUUCUUGGGCAAGCAAGUCCUCUCGGUGCUUUCUCUAUGUUUCAGCCUUCCUCUCUUCCUAGCGAUGCUGGGAUGUUUAUGCCUGAAGAGACAGCUUCCGGUGCACUUGAUGGCACUUCUGGUGAGACUAUGCAUUGCGUAUAUGCUGGGAUUCUCCCUCUUGAUUCUGCUGGCUGGGUUUUGCGACAUUGACAUGCCUGUCUACUUGUUGUGUUCACUGGUGGGCCUGUGUGGAAUUAGCUCAGGCCUGAUGCAGAGCAUGGUGGCCUCGGUGAGUGGACUCUUCUCCCAGUUCUCCCUGCAGUGCGGUGCCAGUGGCGCGGCCCUGAAAGGCACUGGAGGCGCGAUCCUGGUCCCUAUGGCUGUGCAAAUCAGCUUCCUGCCUGCGGCCCUUGCUGGACUUGCGACCGUGAACAUGAGUCUGAUGCUGGUUUUUGUCCUUUCCACUGCUAUUCUGAGCUGUUCGCUUGCAGCCCUCCGCACUCUAUCCAGGAGUUCCACUUGGGCGCUGGCGAGCGAACACAUCGGUGCAGCCAGCGGCUGUCUUGAAGAAUGUCGUAACCCGGUGGACAACACCCUUGGCCGAGCUCCUUCCUUCUCCCGUGAGCGUCUUCUGUUGGUGAAGUGGUGCGCGGUGGGGCAGGUCUUCAGCUUGACUUUGACAACCUUCCUACUGGCCUUAUCUCCGCACGUACCGCCAUGUGAGAGCACAGAAUCUGCCAUAUUUUGGGAGAGGUAUUUGGCCACAGUCCUAGUGGCGACGCAUACUGUUGCGAACUUCCUUGGGCGCAUCACUGUUAGUGGCCAGUGGUGUAGACGACCAGCACCUGUGGGAGUCUUGGUCUUCGUGGUGCUCAUUCGCCUACUCUUCAUACCAUGCAUUCUGGGCUAUACCCAUGGCCACCUGCAUUGGCUGCUACCGGAAGAUCCACGCAAUUUGAGCAUCAUCGUCGCCUAUGGUCUCAUGUCCUUCACCGGUGGCUUAGCUGCCAUGCUGCUUUCGCAAAAGGCCCAAUCCCUCUGUGGCCACGAUCACAGAACAGCACAGAGGCUCAAGCUGCUCCAGCUUCAGCUCUUGAGAAAUAGUGGGCAGUACAGCCGGCGAAAAGUGCGACACAACGAUGUCUUCGAGUUCCACAUGGCCCAGAAGAUCCCAGCGUGCUCUUUGAGCUCCGACUUGGAGGCUUCUUUUGAGGCCUCGCAAGUGUCCGAUGCCAUGCAACGGUCCUGUAACAUCUUCCUGGCGGCCAGCGAUUGUGACUGGAUGCACGGGGUGUUCUGCCAUGAGCAUCUCCUGCAAGUGAGGUGUCCACUUCUGUACCGCUUGGCACAGGAGCGUGCGCACGGUGCUCCAGCAGGCGAAGGUGAGGACAACUUGGACUCUUUGCUGCAGGCUGUGAACGAUGAUAGCCCCGGCAAGGUGCCACGCAAUCCGCCACCUGGUUGGGUGGCCUCGGAGUUGGCGUCCUACUGUUGUUGGAUCCCAGUGGACUUGCCUCAUAUGAUCCUGCACCACUUCGUUCUCUUUCUCUACUCUGAAAAUACCAG
Messenger RNA from Durusdinium trenchii, 1673 nucleotides. Lineage: Eukaryota; Dinophyceae; Suessiales; Symbiodiniaceae. The record is from the annotation of a GenBank genome assembly.